AUGGCCGAACCUUCACCAGAUCCCAUUAGACAGUUAAUUAUAAAUUCACUCUUCUCGGAUAUAACCGAAGAUUCCAACUCAGGAGUUCAUGGUGUAUCAAAUGAGUCGUUAAUAACAUAUUUAAAAGUAGCGGAAGAUGUUUCAGGAACGGGAGCUUCACCUACUGCAGACCGUCCUGGUACUAUUGUUAGACGAAAUGGAAAAAUAAGAAUACAUAAAGCCAAAAGAAAUGCCAAUAAUACAUUCUCCAUUGGUAAAACAUGGCCAUUGGAAGAUAUCAAGUGUAUUGAAGUUCUUGAUUCUCAAGCUUUUAUUUUAACGAUGAAUAAGUCAUAUUUUUGGACAGCGGAUAAACAACGAGAAAAAAAACGUCGUAUUAAAAAUAAAUCAACAACAAAUUUACGAAAUGUGGUACAUGCGGUUCAAAAUAUGGUGGGAGUUCAAAAAAAUUUACGAGCGAAUCAUACAUUUUCACCCUCAACUAAUGCUUCAAUUGGUUCUGUUGUCGGCGCUGUUAGUAGUACCGCUGCUGUUACUGCUGGUGGUGGUGUGAAUAUAGUAAAUGGAGUUAGCGUAACAAGUAGCAUGAGUGUGAGUGAUGGUGCAAUCGGUAUCUCCGGUAUUUCUGAACUUCUUAAUGAUUUUGAUUGGAAAGGAAGUGGAAAUGCGGCUGCAUUAGAAGAAAGAUUAUUAAACGAAUUGGCGGCAUUGGAAGCUGCAAAUAUUCAUGCUAUAGUAGAAUCAGAUGAUCGUAUUCAUUCACUUAUUGGACAAAUUGAUAAAGCUAUUGCUGAAUUGGAUAAUAUGGAUCAAUGGCUCUCAUUAUAUACUGCUGAAUUGAAUACAAUGGGAGAUGAUGAUAUUCAUCAUAUAGAAUCACAAAAUCGAGGUUUACAAGUACAAACAGCUAAUCAAAAGGCUUUGUUAUCUGAACUUGAUCGUCUGAUGCAAUCAAUCACACUUCCUGAUCAUAUUAUCCAAAUAUUAAUACAUGAAUCAAUGGAUACACCUCAAGGUGUUCAAAAUAUUGAACAAGCAGCUAUUCAAUUAAAGAAUGUCUUGGAAACUCCAUUUGAUGAUGCAACACGCGAAAUGAAAGUAGUUCAAGAAAAAUUAGAAUUAUAUAAAUUUCAUUGUACCAAUUUUUGUUCACGUUUAUAUGAAUAUAUGACAUCCAUUUUUCAAUAUCAGGCAGAAACUUUAAUGAAUGAUAAAAGUCGAGGAGCUAGGCAUAAUAAUCUUACGAUUCAAAGUCAUGAACAUAUCACAGAAUCUUUACAUAAAUAUCAAGGAUUAUCAAAAUGGAUGAAAGAGAUGGAUCCCAAACGACAUUUAGAAAUACAAUCAAUUUAUGUGACAUCAAAAGAAAAAGUUUAUAAAAAAGAAACUAAAGAUUAUUUACAACAGAUGAGACAAAUGUUGGCAAAAAGAGAAUUAUCCGGAGAAAAUACUUAUGCUUUUAGUGACGCAGCAUUAGCACAUACUCAUCGAACAAGUUUAAAUUACGGUAAUUGGUUAUCAUUUGAUAAUGCAAAACCAUCUUGGGAAGUUAAAGAUGGCGGAGGAAAAUUUCCACCUGAAGAGUCAUUUGAUCAUUGCCUACAAACUAUAAUUCCUUUAGUGGCCAAUGAACAAAAUUUUAUUUCAAGUUUUUUUCAUCUUUCAAAGAAAGGAUCCAAAUUAGUUUCACCAGAAGAAGCUUUUAUUAAAGAUUUAGAUGCUGAAGAAGAUAGUAAUGAUCUUAAUUCUCAUAAAUUACCUGAACAUAUGGAAAAGUUAUUUGGUUUUCUACCGGAUGAAUUAUCUAUUUUUGUCAGUUAUGGUUGCAAGCAUGACACUGUACAAGUGGUAGGAAUGAUUGUAUCUUUAGAAAAACAUAUGCAAGAAUAUGAAAAGCGAGGUCAAGAUCAAGUAGUUAGAAUAUUACAAAAUGUGAGAAAAAAUUGUUUGGAAAUUUUUGAAAGAUUUAUUAAUGAUCAACUUCGAGCUAUCGAGGAUACAAAAGUUACUUCGAAAAAACGAAAGGGUAUAGUAAUAUUCAUUCGAAUAUUUCCGAGAUUUGUAGAACGCAUUGAACACUCUAUGAAAUCCGCCGAUCUACUAGAAAUCCGUCGAACAGUUAAUAGAGGUUAUGAAAGAAUUGUCAAGACGAUGUUCGAAAGUUUAGAUGCGAUAGCAAAGGAUGCUGAUGAAUUCUUACCAACCUCGGCGGAUGAUAAAGAACAAUUAAAUGCUCAUAUCAUAACUUUAGAAAAUAUGCAUCAUUUUUAUAGUGAAAUUCGUACUCGUAAAAUUAUGGCCUUAGAACCAUUCAUGAGAUCUGCUCGAAGUUCUUAUGAUAAACAUUUAGAAGCUUAUGCUAAAUCCGUUAUUAGAAAACCUUUUGGUAUAGAAAGUUUACUAAGGACAACCGCUGCACCUGAAGAAGUUGGAUUUCGACUUCAAUAUAAUAAAGUUGCUUUGAAGAAGAUUGUAUCUUCAUAUCCUGGAAAAGAAAUCAAAAAAGGUCUUGAAUCAUUAUACAAAAGAGUUGAUAAACAUUUCACCGAAGAAGAAGGUUUAUUACAAGUAGUUUGGAGAAGUAUCGAAGAAGAG
Diversispora eburnea is the source of this 2595-nucleotide messenger RNA. The record is from the annotation of a GenBank genome assembly. NCBI's taxonomy places the organism in Eukaryota, Fungi, Glomeromycota, Glomeromycetes, Diversisporales, Diversisporaceae.